UUAGUUUUAUAUUGUCAUGAUGACAAUAAAAAGUGAAUGUAUGCUUUCUGAUGUACUGAUAAAGCAAUAUACUAAUUAUGCAAUAGGACGUGUUCGUAUUGCUGUCGAUUUAAUAUUUGAACUUGGACAAGUCGUACCGAUAACAAAGGCCACCCUUACGAGCAGACUAAAAGAGACGCUUUAGUGUUUAGUCCCUGCAGACGCGAACAACAACAUUCCUUGUAAAAGGCGCUAACUGGAAGUAUAGUUACAGAAAUGACAGUAUAUUUUGCAGUUCGAUGUAUUUUGUUGAUUUUCUUGGUUACCAAGUUAUCGGAAUACUACAGAAUACAGAAAAAUAGCACAGGGCCAUUAUUACCAGAAUGGAACGAAACGUUGGACUUGCUGCCAUCUUUGAAUGUUAAAGUUACAGAAAAGGGAUUAAACUUCUUAAAAGAUGCUGGUUUAAUGUUGGCAACAAAACAAGUCAGAGGAAUUAAAUUACCUGACGUUUCCGACAAAUCAAAGAUCGCCAUCAUAGGAAACGUGAAAUACACUCUAUCUGAGUAUAUAUUUCUGGCGGGGGUUAUUAUGCUAUAAAUACUAAAUUAAUCAUUUUUUAGAAUAAGAAUAAACAGUUUUACUUUGGCAAGAAGUAAAAUAAUCACAGAAGCACCGAAUACCGUUCGCCUUGUCUUACAAAAUGCCUUCGUGCAAUUAAGCGGUAAUUGGAGAUACAAAAUACGUUUUAUAAGUGGCCAUGGCUCGUUCGAUGCAAAAGCAAAUGGUAUUUCGGUAAACUUGGCAAUCAGUAUCGGAAUGAACGACUUCGGACAACCUACGGUUAAAACUAAAAGCUGCAGUGCAACCAUCAGCAGUAUUUCCCUACGCGUUCAUGGCGGUCCGUCCUGGCUUUACAAUCUCAUUCUUAAAGUUAUGAAGGGAAAAGUUAAAAGGAGUGUAAACAAACAGAUUUGCCCAGCAAUUAUAAAGGCGAUAAACAAGCAAACUGAAAAGGCGUUGUCAGAACUAAAAGUCACAAUUCCGUUGUUGGGAAAUGUAAUGGUAAACGCGUCUCUUACUGAAGCACCGUCUAUAACUUCUCAGUCAAUGGUAUUGCUCACAAGCGGUAGAUGCAUUCCAAAAAACAAUUCAGAUAUUCGGUUUCCUUUCUCGCCGACCGAGAUAUCGGUUCUACCGGGCACAGAUCAGAUGACUGACGUAGUAAUAGGCGAAUACUUCUUUCGUACUUUCGGGUACUCGCUGUGGAGUGAAAAAACGCUCGACAUAUGGGUCACAAACAUGGUUAAUGAAGAACUUAAAGACAUGAAGGCAAAUAUGCUUAUCAGCUUAAUUCUUUCUGAUGGCUCCCCAUUUAAAUUCAAAAAUAGGCCUCUUCAAUUUGAAGCAAAUGUCACAAGACCACCACAUUUUCACAUUAGAACGGAAAACUUUGAAGCGACAAUUGAUAUGGACUUAUAUGUUUAUGUUAUCCUGAAGGACCAAACAAAACGUUUGGAAAUGAUCCUGCAAAUGGUAACCGAAGUAACGGCAAAACUCUCAGUAAACAAUACUAAGUUCACAGCUACCGUGUCGGGUUUGACUGCAAACAUUAUUAAGGCGAAAAAGAGUUUCGUGGGGAAAAUUGCAGUUCCAAUUGCAAAUCACGAGCUUCAUAAAAUGUCACGUUCAAAGGUUAUUCCAGCCAUCAACAGGAGGUUGCAGCAAGGUUACGCAUUACCAACUUUUACAGGAGUUUCGUACGAAAAUCCAAGGUUACAACUCAUUGAGGUAAAAUAGAUUGCCCUCGUGUUUAUAAGUGGCUAAAAUGUCUCUUCCAUGUAGACUGAAGUUAAGAACCUACAGAUUACCAGUAUAUAGCCUGAUUAAUUUCUAAAUGCUGUCGUAAAGCGCAUAUAACUUACGUUUUUUUGUACAAUAUUUUUUAAUACGUUGUCGCCUCCAGUUAACGAAAAUGCUAAUUACUGUAAAAUUUAGUUUUUAAUUCAAGUCGGUUACUUUUAUCAUUAUUAUUAUAUUGUAACGUGUUUAGCGGCGAAAGAAAUAGCUAUUUGUCAUUUUUAACAAUUGUAAAAAAAGAUUUUUUAAACACAUAUUUACAAUUUUUUCGUGUAUCUAUUGUUUUUUGAAAUAUGACCGUACAUUCAAUAAUCUGUGUUCUGAGAUCUGGAACUCCGCUGGCCGCCAUGUUUGGCUCUUAAGUGCCACUACCAGGUUGUAGUUCUGAUGAUCCCGACGGAUGUUUAAACCGCAGCAAAUCACCGACGUGUUAUGAAUGAAUGAGAAUGUAAACAUACUUUAUCCUCGCGUGGCCGGAAAGCGACAGUCGUUAUACCAUGGGUUUAACACAUGGCAGGCCAUUUCCGUAAAGGCGUAAACAGAAAUACAUUGAUUAUAUAAGUGAGCACAGCUCUAAUUAGUGAGCACGUAUUAUAUAUAGAAUAACAUUAAUUAACCCUGCUUUUUCUACGUCACUGAACUUUGACCAUUCAGAGUACUAUGAUUUAACAUUCCUUAGUAAUCGGCGUUUGUAAUCAGCGAUCUUUUAUAAGCGACUCCCUUCUUUAAAGUUCACAGAAUGUUUAGUUCGGCUGUUAAGACUCGUUAAGCUAUAUUACUCAUCGUUCCGUUGUUAAUAUUUGUAAAACAUAGGUUUUGUGUUUCAGCAUACUUUGAUUCUAUUUGAAUAAUGCGAAGUUAAGUUAGCCCUCCUUUCAAUUUGCAACAUUUAAAUUACACAUAUUUAAUCAGAAGUAUAAAGUAGCCUACAUUUUUGAAAAACAAUACUUAACAUACCAUCUUAUUUUAUAUAUUCUUUAAUUACAUAACUAUUUU
This is a messenger RNA of Ciona intestinalis (vase tunicate), 2835 nucleotides long. Lineage: Eukaryota; Metazoa; Chordata; Ascidiacea; Phlebobranchia; Cionidae. The record is from RefSeq and is a predicted model, not a curated record.